Messenger RNA from Nannospalax galili (Upper Galilee mountains blind mole rat), 8295 nucleotides. It is a transcript of the gene Atf7ip, whose product is annotated as activating transcription factor 7 interacting protein. The record is from RefSeq and is a predicted model, not a curated record. Bases 191 to 4216 code for a protein of 1341 amino acids. Gene Ontology annotation, biological process: regulation of DNA-templated transcription. Gene Ontology annotation, molecular function: transcription coregulator activity; protein binding. The transcript has 15 exons. Gene Ontology annotation, cellular component: transcription regulator complex; nucleus. NCBI's taxonomy places the organism in Eukaryota, Metazoa, Chordata, Mammalia, Rodentia, Spalacidae.
AUAACGGCCCCGACGCGUGCAAAGGAGAAGCGGGUUUGUUUUUGAAUCUGCGGAGGCGGCGGCAGUGGUGGCGGCGCGGCGAGUGGAGCGCGCACGGCUGAGGCGGCGGCGGUGGGGACGGCGGCGCAGGACGGCUGUGUAGACGGAACUCGCUUCCCUCUCCCUCACCUCCUGCCCCCUAAGAUUCAAAAUGGAUAGUAUAGAAGAACCUCAGAAAAAAGUCUUCAAAGCUCGAAAAACAAUGAGAGCAAGUGAUCGCCAGCAACUCGAAGCAGUGUACAGAGUCAGAGAAGAGCUGUUGAAAACUGACGUGAAGCUUUUAAAUGGGAAUCAUGAAAAUGGGGAUUUGGAUCCAACAUCACCUUUGGAAAAUACGGAUUAUAUUCAGGAUAGGGAAGAAGUGAAUGGUGUUGAAGCAAUUUGUUCUGAGCCUGAUGAGAUUAAAGCAGAAUGGAAAGAAACACCCUGUACCCUCAAUGUUAAUGUAAAAGUCAAGCAGGAUGAUGAUUCACAUUGUGAACCAUUGUCUCCUAAUAAUGUACUUCCUGAUCCUGUUUCUAAACUGACGCCUGAACCAGCCUCUGAUCAGUCAGCCUCUAGUGAUCUGGCCACUGGAGUACCAGCCUCUGGUGACCCCCACUCUGGUGAUCCCUCCUCUGGUGACCCCCCCUCUGGUGAUCCCUCCUCUGGUGACACUCCCUCUGGUGACACUCCCUCUGGUGACACUCCCUCUGGUGAUCCUUCCUCUGCCUCUGGUGAUCCUUCCUCUGGUGAACCCCAUUCUGAUGAUCCCUCUGGUGAGCCUCUCUGUGGUGAUCCCUCUACUGAUACCACCUCUAGUGAGCCCUCCUCUGAUCAUCUUGCUUCUGAAGAGCCCACCUCUGGGGAUCUGGCCUCCCAUGAUUCCACCCCUGGUGAACUGAUUUCUGGUAAACCAGUUUCUGGUGAACCAGGUUCUGGUGCAGUGGCCACUUGUGAACCGGCCUCUGAGGAAGCAGCUUGUGAUGACUGUGCUUCUGAUGAUCCUGCCUCUGGUGAUCCCACCUCUGGUGAUGCUGCCUCUGAUGAUCCCACCUCCAGUGAUCCCACCUCCGAUGAUUCACCUUCAGAACAGCUGCCUUCUGCUGCUCAGUCUUCUGGAGAGCCUGCCAGUAGUGGACUGGCUCCUGAUAAUCUGGUCUCUGAUGAUGGGGCUUCUGGUGAACUGUCCUCUGGUGAAACAACCCCUAGUGAACUGACUUCUGAACCAGCCUUUGAUACUACUCUCAAACCAAGUUCUGUGCCAGUUUGUGAACCAGUUCCCGAAUCUGACGAUACAGAGCAGAAUGACCAGAAUAGCAAUAAAGAUGAUGAUGUUUUUGAAAAAAAUGAAGAUAAUGAAAAGUUAGACCAAAUUCCAAGUAAGGACUCAUUAGAUGAAGAAGAUAAAGCUAACAGUAAUGUUGAUGAUAAGGAAGAAACUCUAGAAACACACAGUGCAAUUAUUUGUUCCGAUCUACCUCCAGAGAAUGAGAAGAAGGUAGAGGAGGGUCCUGUUACCGAGCUUGCCCUUGGAGAUGAGGCUAUAUCUAGCAGUAUGGAAGUUGACCAGAGUGAAAAGAACGGGGAUGAGAAUUCUGCAGACAUUGUGGAGACCAUUAGUGAAAAUGUUACAGAGGAUGACAGGAAUGAGGGCAUCUUAGAAAAUACAGAUUCCAUGGAGACUGAUGAGAUCAUUCCUAUUUUGGAAAAACUUGCACCUGCUGAGGAUGAACUCACUUGCUUUUCAAAAACGUCUCUCCUUCCAAUUGAUGAGACAAAUCAAGAUUUGGAGGAGAAAAUGGAAGGUUCUUUUGGUUCGCCAUCAAAACAAGAAAGUAGUGAGAGUUUGCCAAAAGAAGCCUUUUUGGUCCUCUCUGAUGAAGAGGAUAUUUCAUGUGAAAAAGAUGAGUCUGAAGUUACAUCACAAAGUAAGACGCGCUCUCCAGAAGUAGAAACAAAGGAAAAGGACAGCAAACCUGAGGACGAAGAACAAGUAAGAAAUGAACAGGAGCGGCCUUCUGAGAAAAAUGAACUUUCCCGAAGAAAACGUUCUAAAUCAGAGGACAUGGACAAUGUGCAGUCCAAACGCCGGCGAUAUAUGGAAGAAGAAUAUGAGGCAGAAUUUCAAGUAAAGAUUACAGCUAAAGGAGAUAUUAACCAGAAGCUUCAGAAGGUUAUACAGUGGUUACUAGAAGAAAAAUUGCAUGCCCUACAGUGUGCUGUAUUUGAUAAAACUUUGGCAGAAUUGAAAACACGAGUGGAAAAGAUUGAAUGCAACAAAAGGCAUAAAACAGUUCUUACUGAACUCCAGGCCAAGAUAGCCAGGUUAACCAAACGCUUUGGAGCAGCCAAAGAAGAUCUUAAGAAAAGACAAGAAAAUCCACCAAACCCACCUAUAUCACCAGGAAAGCCUGCCAAUGAUGUCAACAGCAAUAAUAGCAUGAGUUACCGAAAUGCAGGCACAGUGCGACAGAUGCUGGAGUCCAAAAGAAAUGUUAGUGAGGGUCCACCAGCGCCCUUUCAAACUCCUGUGAAUACAGUGUCUUCGGCCAGUCUUGUCACUCCUCCAGCGAUUGUCAGUAGUCAGCCUAAACUGCAGACUCCAGCAACCUCAGGCUCUCUGACGGCAGCGCCACUUCUUCCUGCACCCAGCACAGCCACAGUAGUUGCUACUACCCAGGUGCCUAGUGGAAACCCUCAGCCCACAAUCUCCUUACAGCCUUUGCCAGUGAUUUUGCAUGUACCUGUUGCAGUAACCUCUCAGCCUCAGCUCCUACAAAGCCAUCCAGGGACAUUAGUGACUAAUCAACCAUCUGGCAACGUUGAAUUCAUAUCUGUGCAAAGCCCACCUGCAGUGAGUGGUCUUACCAAAAAUCCAGUAUCCUUGCCAUCCUUGCCAAAUCCCACUAAACCAAACAACGUUCCUUCAGUACCCAGCCCUAGUAUUCUAAGGAACUCUCCCGCCAGUGCUGCACCGUUAGGAACAACGCUCGCUGUCCAGGCCGUUCCAACAGCACAUUCUAUUGUUCAAGCCACAAGGACUUCUCUGCCCACAGUAGGCCCGUCAGGACUAUAUAGCUCAUCAAACAACCGAGGCCCUAUACAGAUGAAAAUCCCAAUUCCUGCUUUUAGUACAUCAUCUUCUGCAGAACAGAGUAGCACCGCUGCCCCAAGAAUUGAAAACCAGACAAACAAAACAGUAGAUUCUUCUGUUAAUAAGAAAGCAGCAGAUAGCACAUCACAGAGUGGAAAAGCCACUAGCAGUGACUCGGGUGGUGUCAUUGACCUCACAAUGGAUGAUGAGGAGAGCGGAGCUUCGCAAGAACCCAAAAAACCAAGUCAUACUUCUGUGUCAACCACAAGCACUUCGCAGCUCCUGCCCCGACCUUUGCAGCCCAUUCAACCAGCACCACCCCUGCAGCCGUCUGGGGUGCCGACCAGUGGGCCAUCUCAGACAACCAUACACUUACUACCUACAGCUCCAACUACCGUGAAUGUAACACAUCGUCCAGUAACUCAGGUGACCACAAGACUUCCUAUACCAAGAGCUCCUGCAAACCACCAAGUGGUUUAUACAACUCUCCCAGCACCACCAGCUCAGGCUCCCCUGCGAGGAACUGUUAUGCAGGCUCCUGCCGUUCGCCAGGUCAAUCCUCAAAAUAGUGUUACAGUUCGAGUGCCUCAAACAACCACAUAUGUUGUAAACAAUGGACUGACCCUGGGAUCAGCAGGACCUCAGCUCACAGUGCAUCACCGACCACCUCAAGUGCAUACUGAGCCCCCACGCCCUAUGCACCCAGCGCCCUUACCUGAAGCCCCACAGCCACAGCGUUUACCCCCAGAAGCUGCCAGCACAUCUCUGCCUCAGAAACCACACUUGAAGUUAGCGCGAGUUCAGAGUCAGAAUGGCAUUGUUCUGUCAUGGAGUGUCCUGGAAGUGGACCGAAGCUGUGCCACGGUCGACAGCUACCACCUCUAUGCUUACCACGAGGAGCCCAGUGCCACCGCGCCCUCACAGUGGAAAAAGAUCGGGGAAGUCAAGGCUUUGCCCUUGCCCAUGGCCUGUACGCUCACUCAGUUUGUAUCUGGCAGCAAGUACUACUUUGCAGUACGAGCCAAGGACAUUUAUGGACGUUUUGGACCUUUCUGUGAUCCUCAGUCAACAGAUGUGAUCUCUUCCUCCCAGAGCAGUUAAACCUUGGAGCCUUUAUCUUCCCCUUUUGAAAGUUCCACUUUGGGGGCUUGUUUUUAAUCUUGUGCAUGAAACGCAAUGUAAAAUCCACAUUGUGCAAGAUUUCUUGGACAGAUGUGUGUAUACACUACAUUUGUUUAUAACCAGAAGUAUAAUAAACUCAGCCUGUAAAGCAAGAGUCUUCCCCUGAGCAAUUCACGUGUCAGGAUUUGAAAUGUAAAUGUGUACCUUGCUUUAGUGUUGAGGCUGGAGAAUGUGUGAGUGUGUGUGUGUGUGUGUUUAAUUUUUAAAUUUCUAUUUGUGUGUUUAUUGCAGUGCAAUCUACCAUUUCAUUCUCAAAUUUACUUCUCUUCCAGUGUGAGGCAAACAGAUCAUAGGAUCUGAGGUAUGUAGCUGGCAAGAUUGUGCUUAAGGGAUCUCUAAGGUCAGAGUUAAGUGAUUUGAACUGACUCCAAACAAAACCCAGAGAAAUGCAAAAGCAAACCAUGUAGUUUAAAAUGGGUAGAUCUGAGCACAGGAACUCAUUCUAUCCAUCUUUUCUUCGGUGUCCUCUGGGUUGCUAAUUAUAUGAAAAUGAUGUGCAGUACCUCUCCCCAAUUCCAAAUCUGGCUUUUACAUUUAUGUUGUGCCUUAAGACUAGCUAUAGAAAUAAACAUGGCUGUGUGCUCACUGCUGUUCCCUCCUGUCCUUUCAACUUUCAUUUCUCCUCAUCUCACUAAAUGUACCACACUCCUUUACGUCAUUGUUAAACCAUAUUAUAUAUAUGUGUGUGUGUAUAUAUGUGUGUGUAUAUGUAUGUAUGUGCAUAUGUAAAUGUGUCUAUGUGUUUUCUUCUCAUCUGUGACAUCAUUACAUUUAACUCUAAAAACUUGGGUUUUUUUUUUCCCCAAGGACAUAUGCUUUCAUUUUUGCUUAUUAUUUAACUCUGCAUAAAAUAGACUGACCAUAUUGUUUAAGAAGACUUCCAUAAAUGUUUUCUCAUCCCUGGGGGGAUGCAGUUCUCUUUCAUCACUCACAGUGUAGUCUUUCAUAGGCAGCAAAGAUUAAAACUCACAGAGCACAGUGAGCUGGGCCAUGAAGGUGAAUUCUCAGCUUCCUGUUUAUCCUCAUGGUCAUCCUUCCUGUUUCAGUCUUUUGCCUUUGUUUUGGUGGUGCCAAGUGGAGUCUGAUUUAGCCUUUAUCAGCUUUGGAUAGAACUUAAAAGUAUAUUAUCCUUUGGGGUCAUUUCAUAUAACAAUUAGAUAUAAUCAACUUGGUAUUUCCGGUCCUCUGCGGAGUUAAUUAAAUUCAGGUUAGGUCAUGACUUUUCAAGGAUGCCAGUGCCAGUGGAAUCGGUGUUUGAAUGUAAAUACUGAGGGCGGAAGGGCAGAGUGUGCGUGGCAGUAUUUUGGAAGGUAUUCAUUCAUGAGGUUUGAAAUGAAUUUUCAGGCCAUCUUCCCUUAAUAAUUUAAUUCAUAUUUCUCCCUCCCCAAAAUGAAUUAGUUAUUUCCUGGCGUUGAAAGAGAGGGAGUUACAUCCCUUUUAGGAAUGCUGUUUUCUUUUUCUGCAACUCUGAUGACUUCUAAUAGGAAGUAUUUUAGUUGUGAAGAAAUCGUCUUUGGUGAGUUUUCCCUCGUCGCUGUUCUGUCAACUUUGGUGUAAAGUUUGGUUAAUGAAGGAAGCCUGCAGGUUGCCAAGUGUGACUGUUCCAACCCUUUUCACUCUCAGGAAAGUGAGAGCACAGGGAGAAUCAGUUUGCACAAAUUAAAUCUGCCAGCCAACUGUGCUGAUAAACAAUAGCUGUAAGGUGGCUAGUGUGCUGUGGUAAUGAGAAUUUUGAAAGGAAGAAAUUAUCUUGUAGAUGUACAUGAACAUCUGUCUAUAUGUGCAUGCAUAUGCAUCCUUAUCUGCAGUCGUUGUAAAGUUGAUGUGUUCAAGAUCUUUCCUCUCAAUAACACUGAAAAGUCCAUAUUCCAAGUUUUCACUGAUGCAGUCUGCUUACCAGACAACGAAAGGUUCCAUUGGUGGAUAUUGUAAUUUGUACUCGCUAGUCACUCUAUAUUCACUGAUUCUUUUUAAACGUUUUCAUAGCAUCAUGUUAUCAGCUGAUGAAAGCCCAAUAGAAUUAAUGUAUUUCAUUGUUUGGACUUCUAUUUGGGUGUUUUUAUCAAAGGAAAAAAAAUUCUCUAAUAACUCUAAGUUUAUUACAGAAAGUACUUACUAAAAAUUUAUGCCAGAUUGGAAGGAAGAUAUGAAGAAAGAUUGUAAUUAUGUAAGGGAAAAAUACACCUGUUAAAAUAGUCUCCUCUAAUGCACCUUCGACAAGGCUUAUGGAAAGUCGCUGUGUUGGGCUGCUUAACACUGGUAGGCUGGAAGGCUGGCCCUUUUAUGGGGCUAUUUUAUGUGCUGACUUUUGGUUGGUUGGUUGUUUUCUUUGGGAGACAGAAUGAAGGACUUCACAGGCAAUAGCUAUAGAAACAGAGUUCUUAGUAGGGGUUCACAGUCCACAGUUGUCUUAUUUCAUGGUAUCCCUUCACAAAGUAUUAUAAAUAAGCUCAAUUAUCCCAUUUUCGGAAUGCAGGUUUGCUGCAUUUUUAGCCGGACAAUGCUGGUACAAGUAUUGCCUUAUUGGGACCCUGGAAACUUCUGAUAUUUCAACCUGAAAUGCAGGGUGUUUCCAUGGUAAUUCGUGCUGACAGUCAUGUUUGUUACUCCCUACUUUGCACCUUGUCAGAGUGCUCUUCACCCCGUUUCAAGCGUGAGCAAGCCUUUCUCAAAAUUACGUUCUUACUAAUGGCAUACAUUUGACAUCUGUUUAACUGUUACCUUUACCUUUUAUAUCCCUCUUUCUCUGGGCUUGAGUUUUUAAAUAUGCAGAGUACAUAUACUGUUUAAGAUAGUAUCACUUUGUGAGUAGAGAGCUUACUUCCUUGAAAAGUGAUUAUUUGUCAAAUAUCAUUUGCCUCACAGAGAGGUGUCCUCCCCAUACCCCACCCCUAUGCUAGAUAGUAAAUUCCUUGGAAAACAUGCUUGGACUCUUCAUGUGCCUCUCUGCAGACCCCUUGCAGCAGUGGACGAGUGGUUAACUCAGCUUUUGUUGCUUACCCUUUGGCUUUAAAAAUCCUCUGUCAGUAGGCAGAAAGGUUAGUGUCAAUGCUGCAUGGCAGGCACUUGGUGUACUCCAUGAGUUUUCCAGUACUAUAUACGGUGAACAGCGUGCUGUCCGUGGUGUUCUCAUCUCACCUCCGUGCACUGUGACCUCAGCACGGUGAGGUACCGCAGAGGUGGCCUUCCCAGGGUUCUCCCUAACUUUCCUUCUUGGGCAAUUUCAGUGUCCUCAGCACUAUAUUUUUAAUCACUGACCUGUGGUUGGUUGGCCUGUUUAAUUCUCAUGGAAAUAAACAUGUCCUCGUGUUAGAUGACAGUAACUGUGUAACCACAUCUGAUUCUGCCUCUUUGUAUUCUGCCUUCCUUGGCUAUUUUCUGGGCAAAUGGCUCUAAUUUUUUUCCUUUUGUACACACAAAGAUUAGAGCAGUAAUCAUGAGUUUGUUAAUUGUGGCAGACUUACCUAAUUCCCAAAAUUCAUGUAUCUCUUGAGCCAGCCUGAAGGGAGGAGGAGACUGAAAACACAUGCUUUGUGUUGUCGUCUUUGAAUGUCUUUAUCAUGUUAGAGACUUUUUCUUAUUUUUUUUGGUAGAAGCAGCAAAAUACCUAUCAUUUAUGUAUUUAAAUGUAUUUUUGUUUUCCUUUUUCUUUUUGUAAAUAAGGUAACUGAGCAAUCAAAUACCUUUUGGGGAUUCUAGCUUUAGUAUUUUAUCAACCAUUUCAAAAAUAUAAAAAGAAAUCCUUUGUAGAAAAUUUGCAUCCGAUUUUGUUUAUUGCAGUUGAACCUGUAAAUAAUAAGGCAGUGGAAGACCUUCCUAAUGUCUAAUAUUAACUGGGCUGUAGCAGGUUGCCCUAUUUUUAUUAGGUUUUGAAGGUUUUAAAUUUUCCUUUCUUAAAUGUACAGUAGCGUGGUGUCUGUGUAAGUGUUAACUGUAGUGGGGAUUUGUCCAGCAAGCCUGAAAUUUAUACUUUGAAAUAAAUGACUGGGUUUUUAACA